AUGGGUCCCGCCAAAGUCUUGCAAGCCAUUACCUCGGCCACGGCCAUUCUAGCCACUGCAUCCCCUGCAAGAGGCGGUUUGGUCGUCGACACUGCGCCAACCACUCCUCAACCCUACGUCCUUCCAAACCUGAAAGGCGCCGCAGUCGAUUUUGGUGGUCUCAUCAUCCGAACACUCGUCCCAAACACCACCUCAUGCGGAAGCCUCUCGAUUGUUGGCGUCAACUCUGGCCCGGCCCCGCUCAAUCUAAUCCACUACCACAAGGAAGUUGAAGCCUUCUACGUUCUCAAGGGUGGUGUCCAGGUGUUUCACAACUCGGACCAAGGUCGUCAAGUUCAAGCCAAUGAUUUCGUUCUUCUCGCGCCCGGAAACAACCACACCUACCGUCCAAAUGACCUUGACUUCCAGCUGAGCCUCUGCAUGGCUCCAGGUGGCAUUGACGAGUUCUUCGCGGCUACCGGUGUGCCCUAUGCAUCCUCUGCGCCAUUCAACCCUGAGGAUCAGUCUGAGUUGAAUGUCACAAAGGUUUUGAGCUUGAUGCCCAAAUACAACAUCGUCCCCGAGCCAUACAAUACCAUCAACGUCGACUGGGUCAACGGCACCACUACGGAUGGGUUGGAUACCUGGCACGUCGCAGAUCAAACCUUGCCUACCGAUCCGUCAAAGCCGUACUUCAUAUCCAGCAACCGCGGGCCUAAAUACCUGCAACACGGCUCCGGCAAAGUGAUCGCUCAGCUUGCCAGCGGCAAGCAAACAAACAAUACGCUCAGCAUGGCGACCAUCACCAUGAAGCCCAACAAGCCAUCAGCGCAGAUCAAAUUCAACACCGAUCAAGCCCUGCAAGUCACUGAGGGCCAGCUUCAUAUCCAGGUUGGCAACGAGACCGCGCAACUGAUCUUUGGUGAUUUGGCCUUCAUUCCCAGAGGCACCCCCUUCAGAUAUUGGUCUACCGUCGGUUUUACCAAAUUCAUUAACUGGUCCGGGGGUCAAGGUUUAGCCGAUAGCCUCAUCGAACAGUCGCAGCAAUGGAACCAUGCCUCUUGGCCAGCUUGA
Molecule: messenger RNA, 1053 nt
Organism: Exophiala spinifera
Lineage: Eukaryota; Fungi; Ascomycota; Eurotiomycetes; Chaetothyriales; Herpotrichiellaceae
Exons: 1
Coding region: 1-1053 (350 amino acids)
Source: RefSeq, a predicted model, not a curated record